Messenger RNA from Solanum lycopersicum (tomato), 1108 nucleotides. RefSeq names its product protein BPS1, chloroplastic. NCBI's taxonomy places the organism in Eukaryota, Viridiplantae, Streptophyta, Magnoliopsida, Solanales, Solanaceae. The record is from RefSeq and is a predicted model, not a curated record.
GUAAGCAUCUUUCUCUUGUGUUAUAAUAUGUAAGUAAUGGGAAGGACAUUCGCAGCUUGUCUUUCUCCAUUUCACCAAAGAAAAUGCAUCUUUCAUAUUACAAAUAGUGAAACUAUGGCUCUCUUUGCUUCAUUCACCAAAGAAAUCAAGAAUCUCCAAUCAUCACUACUAUCCAACAAUUCUUUAACUCUUCAAUGGUGUGUAGAAGCCAUGACUCUACUGAAAAAACUCCACUCUCAAUUUCUUCUCAUCAUAUUGGAGAAAUCAAAGGGAAUACAUUUUACAUGGAUCAAUGAUGACAUGUUGAAUCUAUACAUGAAUGAGAGUUUAAACAUCAUGGAGCUUUGUAACAUGUUGAAGUCAUCAAGUUUUAAGAUCAACAUGUAUCAUUUAACAAUUGAUACUACAAUCAAGAAUCUAAAUCAUCAUGAGGCUAAAGCAUUUGCCAGUAUGCAACCAAUUGUACAAAGAGACAACAAGAGUAUUCUUAUUCAAGAAAUGCAAAGAGAUUGUUGUUCAAGUUUGGUUUGCACAAUUAGAGUUGCAAUGAGUUUAUUAUCUUACAUUCUUUUGAAUGUUUUUAUGUAUCCAACUAAGAAUUAUAAGGUUGAAGUUGUUGAUAGGAUUUGUUGCAAGUACUCUUCUCCAAUUAAGUCAUUCAAGGACUCAGUUAAUGAACUUGCCACUGAAUUUCAAAGGAAAUAUUACAAAGAUGGAGAAAGGGGAGUAAUAAGAUUUUAUGAGUAUGAAGAAAUGGAGAAGGCAAUAGUGGAAGCAAAAGAAAAGUUUAAAAGUGGAUAUGAAGAAGAAGAAAUAAAGAGAAUUAAAGAUGUUAUUUUUCAGAAAUCUAUAGCUCUAAAGCCUGGUUUGGAGAAGUUUGAAUUACAAGUUGAUCAAGUAUUUGAAGAGGUGCUAAAAGGAAGGAAUAAAUUGCUCCAAAUGGUUGGUAAAGCCAAUGGAAUUUUUAGAUAAGUCAUACUUUACUUCUUGUAUAUAUUUCUUCUUCAUUUUUUUUCAAGGGCAGAGUUGGUUAAUAUAUAUAUAUAUAUGGUCCACUUUAUAUGACAUUAUCAUCGUAACUUUCUAAUUAACUAUUAAUUAUAUAAUA